AUGCUCGCGGCGCUAGUUCUGCUCGGCGUGGUGGGGGCGUGUGCUGGGCUCGGUUUCCUCUCCCAGGAACAUGUAGAAUGUCUGAGGGCGCAGGCUUUCGAGGCGAAGCGGUGGGUCUUGCAAAAAUUGGACGUGCUCGGCCAGCCACCCGACGGAGACUCGGACUGCGACGGGGAUAUAGAGGCCGGGUUUGGGGAGGUGCGGGAAGCUUUAGUAGACAACGGGAAGCGGGCUGCGUCGGUGCAACAAUCCAAGCCGGUGCGACCGAUCCGACGAAGCGUACAUCGCGGUCAAGCCGGCGGGACGUCGAAUUGCGUGUCUAGCGGCCCUUCGUCGGAGUAUGAAGGCUUGUUCGACUGCGCGACGGACCAGCAGGAGCAGCUGCCGCAGCUGCCGAGACCCAAGCUUGCCACGGCGAUGAGCUCGGGAUCAAGACCGGGGGAGGGCAAGGUCCCGCCGCUGAUUCCUCACCACGCGCAGAGGAGAGGGAUGAGCUUCGACGCCAACGCCUCCGGGAGCAGGGAACACCACCACAACGACACCGGCAGCGCCCGGGGCAGCUUCGCGCUCCCGCGCACCCCCGCCGCCGUCUUGCCGGAGGCUUCCGCUGACGCUGCCGCAGCCGCAGCCGCAGCCGCAGCCGCGGCGGCGGCAGCGCUCGGCGGCGAGGCCACCGUGACGGCCGGCGUCGUGGCCGCGUUUACGCCGGGGCCGCCGCUGCCGCCGCCGCCGCCGCCGGUGGCGGGGCAAGGCAGCUACGGAGGUGGAAGUGGUGGGCGAGGUGGCAACGAGCAGCGCAUACCCGAGUACGUGCCUCCGCAGAAGCAGGGCUCGCUCUCGAAGGCCACCCACCGGAGGUCUUCCAGCAGGGGCUCCGCCGUAGGGGGGUGCGGAGGAGAAGGGGGGGGAGGGUCCGGCGGCGCGGCGGUGACCCGGUCGGGGAGCGUCGGCCGGUCCGCCAGCCCCCCGGACUCGUCGCCGUUCUUUUCGGUUCGGACGCCGCCGAAGGUCACUGCCACCGGUGCCAGGCCUGCUUGCCGGCGGCGCCGGCGCUCGGUGUGGCGGGGGCAUGACUACGGCAACGACGGCCUGGCGGCGCAGCCGCAGCCGCCCCCGCCGCCGCCACCCCCAUCAUCCUGGAACGAAGACCAGCUGGAGGGCGUCGUGAUCUUCGGCGGUGGCGGAGGGGGGGGUGCGGAAGCGGGCUUCUUCGAGGCGGAGCCCCUCCCGCCGCCUCCACCCCCUGCGGUAGUAGAGAAUGGCCUUCUUGCGGGAGGGUACGGGCGGCCCCCUGGUGCGGCCGGAGGGGCGCUGUUGUUGUCGCCGAAGCGCCGGGGGUCGGGGAUGCCGAUUUCUCCGGUACCGUUCGCGUCGGACAAGCGAAGCACCGCGGCCCCCACGACUCCGAAGCAAGGCUCGUCGCGGCGCCGGCGCCGGCAGCAGCAGCAGCAACGGGACGGGGAUGAGGAGCCGCCCUCCGGGCGAGGUUCCUCGUUCUUCGCGGGCCCUUCCCCCGACGGCCUAGACAACUCCUUCUCCCACAUCGACUACGUGGCCGGCUUCGUCGCCGACGGCAUUGCCGCGGCGGCGGUGGGCGGGGGGAGCGGCAGGAAGGAGGCCGCCGCCGCCGCCGCCGCCGCCGCCUUCGAGAGGCAGCGGGACGAGCGCGCGGCUAUCUCGGUCCUCCCCGCUUCCCCCGCGUGGUCUGCGGAUGACGACGUCAACCGCGGUACCGGGGUCAGGCGCAGGGUGUCCCCCCGGGCCUCCGCUGCCGCUGCCGCUGCCGCUGCCGGCGGCGCCGGUGCCGGUGCCGGUGGUGGUGGUCGCUCUCCCCGCUGGGGCGCCGGCUGGGAGCCGAUCCCGUCGCCGAAAAGACGGGGUUCUCCGUCGGGCGGCGACGCCGGCAACGAUCAGCUCCGCCCGCUAGCCCUCGCCUUCUCCGACGAGAUGACGGGAGCGGCUCCCGCCGCAGCUCCAAACCGGAGGGCCGCCGUCAAAGAGCUCAGGAUCGAUGUCGGGAUUGUCAGGCAGGGGAGCGCCUUCGCUAACGGUGGCGGCGACGGCGGUGCGCUCGCCGCGAGGGCUUCCUCCAGGGCAAAGACUCCGUUGGCCGGAGCCAACAAGAAGCCGUCUUCGACCGAAGAGGACACGGAGAGCCAGGUGGGGCUGAGGUGCAGCGCGCCCAUCUACGACAGGGGCCGGAACCUGCUCGGCAACAAGGAGCCGGGGGGGGGGGGGGAGUCGGCGCGGGCGGCGGCGGCGGCGGCGCAAGCCCCCACCGAGAAGCGGGGGGGGUUGGCAGGGCGCCGUGCCAAUGCAGACGGUGAAGGGGUAGGUGUCGCUGCCGGCGAUCUGUGCUCGAUAAAGGAUGCCGGCGAAAACGACGAGAGCCUGGCAGCCGAGAGCGUCGCCCCUGGAUCGCUAGUCUUGGAGGAUAGCGUUACCGCCAACGCGAAGCCCGCUGAGGUCCCACAGGCAUCGUCAGCGCAUGGGGAACACGUCCGCCCCGGGCGCGACUUGAACUCCUCGCAAGCCUUCGCGGCUAGCCUGGACCUGCCAUUCGACCAGCUCGAGCUGGGCGAGCUGAUCGGAGGCGGCGGGUUCGGACAGGUGUACCAAGGCGUGUGGAGGGGCACCCCGGUGGCCAUCAAGGUACUCCUGCCCGCGGCUCAAAGGGACCUGGACGAGGAGCUCGCGGCUGACUUUAGGGCGGAGGUUCUGAUGCUGGCGGCGCUGAGACAUCCCAACGUCUGCCUCUUCAUGGGGGCCUGCAUGGUGCCCCCGAACCGGGCGAUCGUGACGGAGCUCUUGACCAGGGGUUCGUUGUGGGAGGCCCUGCGGGCGGACAGGGUCCCGGAGGAAUCGAUAGCGUGCUCUUUCCGAAGAGGCAGCGACAGAUCGGGCACCGCCGGAACAUCCUCGCGGGUCCUGACCCCCCAGGAGUGCUGGCCGUGGUCUGUCAUCAUGAAGGUGGCGGAGGGUUUAGCUUGCGGGAUGUGGUACCUGCACCAGCACGAGCCAUUCCCCAUCCUCCAUAGGGACCUCAAGAGCGCAAACUUGCUCCUGGACUCCUCGUUCAACCCCAAGAUCUGCGAUUUCGGGCUGGCCAGGUUGAAAGCUUUCACCAACUCGGCGGCGAUGACGGGAAACUGCGGAACAGUACAGUGGAUGGCGCCGGAAGUCUUGGCGAGCGAGAAGUACGCGGAGCCGGCAGAUGUGUACAGCUUCGGCAUCGUGUGCUGGGAGCUGCUGUCGCGAGCCUGUCCCUACGAUGGGAUGAGCCAGAUUCAGAGGGCCUGUGGGCUGGUACACGAUACAGGGUGA
Messenger RNA from Ectocarpus siliculosus, 3324 nucleotides. The record is from the annotation of a GenBank genome assembly. NCBI's taxonomy places the organism in Eukaryota, Phaeophyceae, Ectocarpales, Ectocarpaceae.